AGUCAGGGAAACUGACACAGAAACCACUCAGUGAAUGUAGGAAAAAGUUGAGGCUCCCAAAAAUGAAUAGGGAGGAAGGGAGAGCCCUCACUUCUGCCCCAUGUAGGGCUGCAGGUAUUAUCCUGGCAAGUGCCUGUCAUAACUCGGCAGCCAUCCUGUUAGCUGGCAGGAGUUUCCUCUCUACAUUUCCUUCCUUGAGAGUGUUUGGGUGGGAUGUGGAGGCAGAAUCCAAUGUCUCAGUUUCCCGAACUAUUAUUGUGUUGUGCUUUCUGUCUUUGUCAUUCCCAUGUCGGUCCUUUGUCCCCAGCAGAGAUAGUGAGUCCUGCUUGGGUUCUCUCCCAGCAAGUGGAAGGCCAAUGAAGGAGAACACUCAGGAAAAUCAACAGCAGGAAGGUCCUGGAACCAUAGACUCACAGGGAACAUUUGUGGAAAGAGUUGAAGGGGAUUUUCCCCAGCAUGUAGAGCAGGGGGAAGCCUGGGGGAAUCGAUACAGGGCAAAGAGGCAGCUGGAGAACAAUCCAAGCAGGAAAGCAGAAGAAUCCAGUGAAUGUAGAGGAGGAUCACAGGAUCCUAAGGAAAUUCCAGCCCAACAGACAGAUCAAGAUGGAAAGAAACCCUGUGAAUGCUCAGACUGUGGGAAAAGAUUCAGAGAGAAGUCAGGCCUUAUUCUGCCUCAGAGCGGACACACAGGAGAGGGACUCUGCAAGUGCCAGAAGUGUGAAAAAAGUUUAAUUGAACUGUCAUCCUAUAUUGAAAAUCAGAUUUCCCACAAGGGAGAGAAAUCCCAUAAAUGCUUGGAAUGUGGGAAAAGCUUCAGUCACAGAUCAAGUCUUAGUAUCCAUGAGAGAAUCCACACAGGAGAGAGACCAUAUAAAUGUCAUGGGUGUGGGAAAGGUUUCACUCCCCGAUCAGCCCUCUUUAGACAUGAGAGAACCCACAAAGGGGAGAAGCCAUAUAAAUGUCAUGAGUGUGGGAAAGGUUUCACUAGACCGUCAUACCUUACUGUCCAUGAGAGAACCCACACAGGAGAGAGACCAUAUAAGUGCAACGAGUGUGGAAAAGGUUUCACUGCACAAUCAGGCCUCAUUAGACAUCUGAGAACCCACACAGGAGAGAGACCAUAUCAAUGCCAUGAGUGCAGAAAAGAUUUCAAUAUAUCAUCAGACCUUACUGUCCAUGAGAGAACCCACAUAGGAGAGAAACCAUAUAAGUGCAAUGAAUGUGGAAAAGGUUUCACUGCACAAUCAGGACUCAUUAAACAUCAGAGAACCCACAUGGGAGAAAGACCAUAUAAGUGUUUUGACUGUGGGAAGAGCUUCAGUUUGUCCUCGCACCUCAUUAUCCAUCAGAGACUGCACACAGGAGAGAGACCAUAUAAAUGCAAUGAGUGUGGGAAAGAUUUCACUGUACCGUCAGCCCUUACUGUCCAUGAGAGAUCACACACAGGAGAGAAACCAUAUAAGUGCAAUGAGUUUGGAAAAGAUUUUACUACACCAUCAGGCCUCAUUAGACAUCAGAGAACCCACACAGGAGAGAGACCAUAUAAGUGCUUUGACUGUGGGAAGAGCUUCAAGUUCACCUCACACCUCAUUGCCCAUCAGAGACUGCACACAGAUGAGAGACCAUAUAAAUGCCAUGAAAGUGGGAAAGAUUUCACUCGCCAAUCAGCUCUUACUGUACAUGAGAGAACCCACACAGGAGAAAGGCCAUAUAAAUGCCCUGAGUGUGGGAAAGGUUAUACUGCACGAUCAGCCCUCAUUAGACAUGAGAGAACCCACACUGGGGAAAAACCAUAGAAAUGCCUUGACUGUGGGAAAAGCUUCACCUCAGAACUUACUAGACAAGAGAGAAUCCACACAAUUCCUUGCAUCAGCCAAUCCCCCAGGGAAGAAACCUCUCAGAUUUCAGUACCUGGUGUGUAAAACACAUCUGUUAGAGCCUGGGCACCAGAGACUGCUCCACAACCAAGGGAAAUUCUGCCUAAUUCCCACACACAGGUGAGUGGCAUUUGACCUCCAGGGAUCCAGGUGUCCAGUGCUGCAGUAAGGAGACAGUAGCACCUAACCAUCAACUCGUCAAUGACCCUCUGGCUCUGCCUGGUCUAAGCAAACUCCAGGCAGAGUGGGAAACCCCAAUCAUCCCUCCUGCUGGCUGCAGCCCUGCAUGCUAAGCUGCUGGGCCAUAGGGUGAGAACGAAGAGACACAGACUCCUCUAGAUGUUCCCUGGGCCUGCCUCAAGUUUCCCCUCCCCCUUGCACUCCCAGCUGGGAUCCCCCUGCCAUGGAGAUUAUGAAAAGGACACGUGGGCCAGGCCCCACUUUACCUCUAGACAUCUGUCCCCACCCCCAUUUUCCAUCUCUCUUUGGCUGGGCUCCUGCACUGCCCUAGAUCUGUUCCCUGGAAGAGGCGUGUGGAGCAAGACUGCUAAAUCUUCCCCUCCCUAAAUCCCACAGGGACACUGGGAUCUGUGAGACCAAAUUCUGAGGGGCCAGGACACUUUGUGGAGGAAACUGGGGCAAGAGCUCCACACAGAUGCAAAAAAGUGUGUGCAGAGCCACAGAGUUGCAAGGCUCAGUCCCAGAAAGGGGCAGGUGUGUGUGUGGGGGGAGGGGAGGGGGCUGCAGCUUCCCACAGUUGCCUGUGUGGCUGUCCCAGACCCUGCUCUUGUGACAGGGCAGCUCAGAGAGCCAGCCUGGCCAUGAUAAGAGCCCCAUUCCCUGGGCAGACAGUGAGCCCAUAGCACAGGCUCCGCACAGCUGUUUUCUGGGCUCUUACCCUCAGAACCCUGUGCAGAUGCAAAAACUUGUGUCCGCAACUGCAAAACUUCUCUGGGGAUCUCUGGAGAUAUGUGCGCAUUUGCAGGGCUCUGCCCCAGACCUGAGCACGUGGGGGGGAGGAGGAGGGCAGUUCCCUGCAGCAGCCCGUGUGGCUCUCCCAGCCCCUGCUCUCGUCACAGGGUGGCUUAGCGCUGCAGUGGCCAUUGCAAGAGUAAGGUGGGCAGCUGUAGGGCAGCAGUGGCCCUUCAUCUGCCCUGGGAAUGGGCUCUGAGGAGCCCUCCCAUCCCAGGCAGGUGGAGGGUCCAUACCAGAGUUCCUCAGAGCAGCUGCCUGGACUCUUACCCUCAUAGCCAUGUGCAGAUACAAAAUGUGUAUCCACACCUGCCCUGGUAACUGCUCGAUGGGUAGCAGGUACAGAGCGGCUCCCUGCAAUGCUCCC
Messenger RNA from Pelodiscus sinensis (Chinese soft-shelled turtle), 3216 nucleotides. The record is from RefSeq and is a predicted model, not a curated record. Lineage: Eukaryota; Metazoa; Chordata; Testudines; Trionychidae.